AUGGAACUUGAAAAAUCUUUGAACCAAGGAAAGUUAUGCCUGUAUCUUAAAAUGAAUCGAAUAUAUGGCUGGUUACCUGAUAUCAAAGAUUCUUCAACCAUUUCCUCACCCGCUAUUGAAUGUAGAGGCACAAAUGAGUUUGACAGAGAAGCACUUGGUCCAGUCAGAUAUUUUCCAGAAAUUUCAGGACCAGAUGGUAAAAAAUAUGGUUCAAUAUCGAACAAUUACUUUCCAUACUUGAAAGUUAAAAAUUAUCAAGCCCCGUUAGUUGCUGUCCAAUUUCCCAAUAUAACAAGGAAUACUGUUGUUUUAGUUGAAUGCCGUUUAGUUGGUUUAAAGAAUUCUGAUGGCAGCACAAACUUUGAAGUGCUUAUUGGUAUCAAAAAAGGAAAGCGUCUUAAAUUGCUCGGGAGCAUUGACGAGUAUCAGUCGUGUAUAAAUGCAUUAAUAAACCAAGAAGCAGCCCACAGCAAAUUCAUCCUCUAGUGGAAUUCUUCACAGAAAUACGACCUUCCAUUAUGGAGAAUACUUAUUUUGAUAAAGCCUCGUAGUGCUACACAGUAAUGUAACUGAUGACGUUUCAAGCACAAUUUAUUAUUCCUAUUCAUAAUCAUAUCAAGUUACUCACACAAAUUUCCGACUUAGUUUAUAUAAUUCCCUUAUUUUUUUUCUCUUGAUUUGAUUGCUAGUGAUAUUUCCCAUAUAUCUGCUAUUAAUGAUGAGCCACUCCUAAUGCAUGUGUUGGGUUUAGACUAUAUGAAUAAAGAUUCAGUAAUCAACCUCUCUAUCUCCACCUACCUAUGUUACUUUUUAUUAUUUUAACCCUCUCCCAC
This is a messenger RNA of Trichobilharzia regenti, 833 nucleotides long. The record is from the annotation of a GenBank genome assembly. Lineage: Eukaryota; Metazoa; Platyhelminthes; Trematoda; Strigeidida; Schistosomatidae.